CAGAUGAGGGGACUGAGGUGAAGAGAGGUUGAGUGACUUACAGGAGCCCCUGCCUUGGACACCGUGGGGGAUGAAGGCAAGGAGUCAGCCAUGGGAUGUGAGGGCUGAAAGGGACUGGAGACCGCUGCUCACAGGUGAAGACUCCAUCAGUACCUUGGGCCUCAUCCUUGGGGUGGGGCUGUCGCUACUGCUCGUGUCCAUCCUUGGCUACAGCCUGGCCAAGUGGUAUCAGCGUGGGUACUGCUGGGAUGGGCCUAAUUUUGUCUUCAACUUGUACCAAAUCCGGAACCUGAAGGAGCUGGAGGUGGGUCCACCCUUCACCAUUAGUGGCCACAUCAGCAGCCCAGAUGGUGGCUACAUGAGGUUCUCAGAUAGGCUGGUCUGAUGGGGGCAGCACCAGGCUUCUGGAGCCCCAGAGAGGUGAGUGGGAAUGUUGGAGAACUUCCCAAACAAGUGUGAUGUCCAAGAAGACCCCAAGAAGGUCCGGUAGCUAUGCCUAGCACCAAGGGCUGGUUGGAACCCAGGGAGGUUAUUUGGCC
This is a messenger RNA of Choloepus didactylus (southern two-toed sloth), 539 nucleotides long. It is a transcript of the gene SMIM35, whose product is annotated as small integral membrane protein 35. The record is from RefSeq and is a predicted model, not a curated record. Lineage: Eukaryota; Metazoa; Chordata; Mammalia; Pilosa; Megalonychidae. The coding region runs from base 71 to 385 and encodes 104 amino acids. The transcript has 4 exons.